This is a messenger RNA of Protopolystoma xenopodis, 198 nucleotides long. NCBI's taxonomy places the organism in Eukaryota, Metazoa, Platyhelminthes, Monogenea, Polystomatidea, Polystomatidae. The record is from the annotation of a GenBank genome assembly.
AUGAAUAAUUGUAUCCUUUACCAUUCCUCUUGUAUUCAGCUUGAUGAUGAUUUUGUGUCAGACCUUGAAGAGCCUGAUGGCCACGAUGCCAAACAACUCAAGAAAAAUGUAAUACGCCGACGGCAUCGAGCCUGGCCGGAGGGGUCUGGGGGAAGCAGUGCUGAUGAAGAUGAUGAUGAGGAUGAUGAGGAUGAUCAG